This is a messenger RNA of Mercurialis annua (annual mercury), 699 nucleotides long. RefSeq lists its product as uncharacterized. Lineage: Eukaryota; Viridiplantae; Streptophyta; Magnoliopsida; Malpighiales; Euphorbiaceae. Gene Ontology annotation, cellular component: cytoplasm. The transcript has a single exon. Gene Ontology annotation, molecular function: ubiquitin protein ligase activity. The coding region runs from base 1 to 699 and encodes 232 amino acids. Gene Ontology annotation, biological process: protein ubiquitination. The record is from RefSeq and is a predicted model, not a curated record.
AUGGAAGAAACCGUAAAACUUCGCACGAGAAGCUCAGUUACUGCCCCGAAUCCACUUUUGAAAAACAAGAACAAACCCAGUAGUAAAAUCUACGUAAAAUUCAGAGUCUUCAAAGUUCAUCAUAUCUAUGAUACUGUACCGUCGGAUAUAAGAGAAACUUAUAUAUGGGGUCCUUCUAUAUAUGAGUUAAGUAGUAUUUCCUGUAACGGCUCAAAACUGCUAAAUGAAGAAGAAGAACAAGCCAAACAACAAGCAUUGGAGUUCUUGAGGGGUAUGGAAAUUCAUCCUGAAGAACAUCUACGGAUCUUGACGGCUGUAUGGGCUAAGAUUCAAAAAUUGGCAGUCCGUACAACAAGUAAGACCUACGCUAAUCUUUUUGUUGGUAUAGACGUAGUGAAGCGGGAACUUUACGACCAAGAUGCUUUUAUGAGAGCUGCGAUGGAGUCCAUGGAAGAUGAUACUGAUCGUAAAGUUCCGGCGAGCGAAUCGUCGAUUGCUGGUUUGGAGAGAUGUGUGUUUGGUGAUGAGAAUUUGGAAGAGAAGAAGUGUGUGAUUUGCUUGGAAGAGAUGGAGAUGGGGAUGGAAGCGAUUCGGAUGCCGUGCUCGCAUUUUUAUCAUCAAGACUGCAUUGUUCAGUGGCUGCAUAAGAGUCACUUAUGUCCUCUUUGUCGCUAUAAAAUGCCUGUAGAAGAAGAAUAG